Molecule: messenger RNA, 713 nt
Organism: Symbiodinium sp. CCMP2456
Lineage: Eukaryota; Dinophyceae; Suessiales; Symbiodiniaceae
Source: the annotation of a GenBank genome assembly
GAUGCGCCAGAGACGCGCAUGGACAUCGUCUUCGCCACCACAGGAGCUCGCGCAACGGCUCCAAGGGUGGUCCUGGACGUCGGUCCCGGCUCAAAGCUCAAGGUCCUGGAGACACACCUGAGCCUGUCUGAGUCGGAUGAAGCAUUGUCCAAUGGUUUGUGCCGUGUUGUGGCCGGUGAGGGAGCGGAGGUGCGCCAUGAGGUUAUCCAGCAGAAAGCCGAUGGAGCUCGAUGGGUGCAGUCCGUGAUGGCAGAGGUUGCGGAGGGCGCGUCGUACAGCCUCCGAUCUGUGCAGAGUGGCUCUCGCGCGGCACGGCUGAACGCCGCAGUGGCCUUGGCUGGUGAGAAGUCGUUCGGGGAGCUUACUGGCGUGAUGCUCGCGGACACAAAGCAGCAGCUGGACCUGCACUCCCUGAUCCACCACUCGGUGCCCUUUUGCAGGAGCAAGCAGCAGCACAAGAAUCUUGUUGGAGGAUCAGCAGAAUGCAUCUUCAAAGGGACCAUCCGCGUAGACGCGGAGGCGCAGCAAACGGAAAGCUCGCAGCUGGUGAGGUCCUUGCUGCUGACAAAGAAGUCGAAGGUGAAGGCCAUGCCUUCUCUUCAGAUUCAGGCAGAUGACGUCACCUGUUCCCAUGGCGCCGCGCUGACGCAGCUGGACAAGGAUGAGCUCUUCUACCUGGCUUCCCGUGGCUUGGACGGCCGCGAUGCACGCAG